AUGGGUAAACCAUUGGCCACUUGUGCAAAAGUCUUGAAAGACUACCACAUGCUUGUUGUCGCUUUCAGUCACCAGAGGAAUAGGGUGAAGUGGUGGCUUACCUUAGUACAAAUAGGCAUUGUUGUGUAUAGCAAGCUACAUGAACUUAUUCCUGCUGUGAUCACCUGCACAAUUAACAAACAGCUGUGUACUCCAACACAAGUGGCAAGCCAGUGGGGACUAAGGGAGCAAGCUGCAAAGAUUUUGGGACAAAUUUGCAGAACAUUUAAUAACAUGACCAACAACAUCCAGUGUCGUGUUACUCGCAUGGUGUGGGAAGUUUUAAUGGAUGAAAAGUCUGUUCUUCCUCAACACUAUGGAGCCAUAGCGUUUCUUUGUGAUGUAGGAGUUGACGUUUGUAGAGUGCUGUUGCUACCAUACUUGAAGUCUGAAGCAGAAUUACUUCAGAAAGCAGCUAGUCAACCAGCAGGAACUGCAGAAAGACAAGCUGGUGACAAAUUGCAAACACUCAUCUUACGUUACCUCCCACCUAUUCUUCUGUUAGCACGGUCACCUCCGGACAAUAUGGAUGAAUAUAAGGAUGACUAUGGAUUGUUAGGGUCAGCACUAUGUGAACGUGUAUUUCAACUACGAACGCAACAGCAGCAGACACAGAAGCAGAGAGAGAGGCAACAGAAGGUGCAACCUGUCAAUUGGACAAUGCCCCUACUUGACCAAGUGAAGCAGCUGAAACAGAAGCAAGAGCAACAACCCCACCGAGUUUCUGAUCAAGGACAGACAGAGCAAACUAAACUACAGACCCAGCCAAUAACAGCUUCUAGUAUUGGACUAACUGCCCAGCAGAAAACACAAACAGCUACGAACACAGCCAUUGUUACUCCUCCCACCACGCUGUCAACAAUCAACUUAUCAGAUCUGAGCUAGACUUAGUAUAAUAAAUACGUACAAUACAAAUUUGUUUGAUCAGCA
Messenger RNA from Corticium candelabrum, 969 nucleotides. RefSeq names its product transcription initiation factor TFIID subunit 6-like. The record is from RefSeq and is a predicted model, not a curated record. Gene Ontology annotation, molecular function: RNA polymerase II general transcription initiation factor activity; transcription coactivator activity. Lineage: Eukaryota; Metazoa; Porifera; Homoscleromorpha; Homosclerophorida; Plakinidae. Bases 1 to 924 code for a protein of 307 amino acids. Gene Ontology annotation, cellular component: SLIK (SAGA-like) complex; SAGA complex; transcription factor TFIID complex. The transcript has 5 exons. Gene Ontology annotation, biological process: transcription initiation at RNA polymerase II promoter; RNA polymerase II preinitiation complex assembly.